Pundamilia nyererei is the source of this 3872-nucleotide messenger RNA. RefSeq names its product mitotic deacetylase associated SANT domain protein b (gene mideasb). Gene Ontology annotation, biological process: negative regulation of DNA-templated transcription; regulation of transcription by RNA polymerase II. Bases 526 to 3771 code for a protein of 1081 amino acids. Gene Ontology annotation, cellular component: histone deacetylase complex; transcription regulator complex. The transcript is spliced from 13 exons. The record is from RefSeq and is a predicted model, not a curated record. Gene Ontology annotation, molecular function: transcription corepressor activity. NCBI's taxonomy places the organism in Eukaryota, Metazoa, Chordata, Actinopteri, Cichliformes, Cichlidae.
UUGACAUUUACACAUUCACUGUUAAUGUCCCGUUGCACCAUCGACUGCUAGCUAAAACUGAAUCAAAGUAGGACUGGGGAAGUGACGCCUGGUGAGGGGAAAAAAAAGUUUGAUGCUUAAAUCAGUCGCUACCGUUACACUAUUCUAGCAUGCCGUCAGGAUUAGGUGCAGCGGGGCGCUGUCGAAACAGCGAGAUGAUGAAGGCUUAUGUGCCAUGGAAGGGCAGUGUUUAAUGGUGUUGUCCAUGAAUGAGAAAAACACACAAACGUCUUCAUAUCUGUUCGCUCCCGGCUGACAACCUGUGACUAGGUCACAAAGAACUUCAGAGGGGAUAGACGAUAACCUUGUUCAACCUGGCUCCUGCUUAUUCUGAUGUCAGUGUGAUUUUUACUGGUUUAUUUUAUUGUACAUUCCCUAUAAAAGGGUAUACGUGUAUAUUCCCAUCUUUGAUUGCUGGAUUGAUACAUUCAAGUGGAGUAUUAUCACUUUAGCUGACUGAAAAUUUUUACCUGCCUCGGAAUAUUCAUGCCCGUCAUGAGCGUACCGGCGCAGCAGAAACCUAAUGCCAAAAGAACAGGCAAACGAAUCACAUUUUUCAACGAUCAAAGUGUAGCAAUGAAGGAGACUUCUCAGCACCCAGAUGGGUCCUACUAUGUGGCGAGUGGUAAUGUUUCAGAGCCUGGACAGAGUGAGGCUGCAAGUACUGUGACAUCCAAUCCAGAGGGCCCUCAUAUGUACCUCAGCUCUGUCAUCUUCAGCCCAGAUAAGGGCGACCACAGCAGGGGUCAUUAUCAGCAGACUGUACCCAUGAAGUGGGCUCACCAGGAGCCCAAUCAGCAGCAGUCGAGAGCUGCACCUUGGACCACCAUGCCUCACUGGGGGCAGAACUUUCCAAGUUAUAUUGGAGGAGUAACUGACUCAAGGACCCAGAAUGUAUUUGUGAAGUCAAUGCAAGAGACCGCUGGCUUGCAGCCACAUCAACAACCCCCUAACAGAGCUGCAGACAAACCUGCAGUGGAAGUGUUCAGGGAUGUAGGCAAGUCUCGGGGGAUGGAGUGGGAGCAACAGCAGCAGCAGCCGCAAGUUUUUCAGGACACCUUAAAAUCCGGGGUGAUCAACACCCAGCAGCAGAGCACAUCCCACCCAGGAGGAAGCUCAGUCCUGCAGUCCUUCCAGUUGGCCUUUGGUCAGCCCAAGCAGCACCUGCCUGCCUACUACCAGACGUUCCAAGGUAACAAGACAACUCUACCUAACCCUCCAAACUACUCGGCACAGAAUGCAAAAUCCCAACAUCAUUUACAACAGCUGCAGAAGCAAGAACAAAUACAACGGCAACAUCUAAUCCAGCAACAAAUGCAGCAGCAACAAAUCCUUCAGCACCAACAACAUGUGCAGCAACAGCUACAGCAGCAGCAACAAAUACAGCAUGAGCAGCAGCAACAAAAGAUGCAGCAGCAACAGCUCCAAAUUCAGCAAAUGCAGCAUCAGCAGUUGCAACAACAAAACCCCCAUGUGCUUGACUAUUACCCUGGUGUGCAAAAUGCAAACCCUCACGCUCACCCCCAGCCCGUUGUGGUACACUCCUACGAGUCCUCUGGUCCAGCACCGCCAAAGAUCCAGGAACCAAUCAUCCAGGACAUCACACCAGAACCACAGCAGCCAUCAGACCCGCUGCAGCCCCCUCUGCAGUCUGAGCACCUGACUCAGUCGCAGCCUCAGAUGCAGCCUCAAUCCCAAACGCAGCUUCGCAGAUCUCGACGGCUCUCCAAGGAGGGCGGCGCGCCUUCGGACAAUCCCUUCCUGCCUGUCCCCUUGGAGCAGUCAGCACCAGUGCUUCAGGGACCGCAGAACGGGUCACGAGACAUCCAGGCAGCCCCGACAGGUGUCAUCCAAAGCACACGCAGGAAACGCAGGGUUUCCCAGGAGGUCAACCUGGAGAUGCUUGCUCAGAAGGCCUCAGAAAGGGAGUCUCCACCAUCACAUCUUAAGGAGCCACACAGGCCAUGGAGUCCCACAGAACAAGAGAUUAUGAACCCUAAGCGACCUCGAGACGACAACCUUGUUCCACUUGUUAUCCCCGUGUCUGUUCCAGUCCGGAGGCAGGAACCCUCGUCUCCCGAGAGUGACGAAGCAAGUCUGGCAACCAACUGGCCUCACAGGUCUUCAAACUCCCAGGAUCUCGGGCGCGCAGACCACAAGCCCUCGGUCAUCGUCACCCGAAGACGCUCACUGAGGAACUCCUUGUCAGACAGUGCAGAGCAGAACGAUGGCGCAGAGGGUGAAAAAGACGACGAUGGCAAAAAGUCCAAACGCCGUCCACGCCCUGAGCCUCUCUUCAUCCCGCCACCUAAACCUUUAUUCAUCGCCCCGCCCGUCUACUCCAGCAUUACACCCUACCAAAGCCACCUACGUUCCCCCGUACGCCUCGCCGACAAUGCUAUCACCAUGCCCCCCUAUACACCACCGCCGAUCCUCAGCCCUGUUCGUGAAGGCACCGGCCUGUACUUCUCCACUUUCCUGUCAUCUGCUUUGGCCAGUGGCCCAGGCCUGCCCCCUCCCGCUACACCCAAGUCAGCCACACGCAGCCUAUUGCGAUCUAACAGCUGCGACAUCACACCACCAGUUUUGUCUGCUAUGAGCGAGGCCACUCCGGUCAGCAAUGAGCCACGCAUAAAUAUUGGCUCACGGUACCAGGCGGAAGUACCAGAGCUGAGGCAGCGAUCUGGUGUCGAGCAGGAUCAUCAUCGUGCAGAACUGGUCUGGGUUCCCCUGUGCGAUCUGGAAGGAAAACCUGACCUUGAGGAGAAAGUGGAAGACCUCAUGCACUUGGCCUGCUCCAGCGUUUUAUGUGGAGGAGGCACCAACCAGGAGUUAGCCCACCAUUGUCUGUACGAGUGCAAAGGGGACAUAAUGGCUGCUCUGUCCAUGCUGAUGCUGAGGAAUCCAAUUUUCCCAAAGUCUCAUCAUUUGUCCAACUACCAUUACUCAGGAUCAGACAGUUGGACAGCAGCUGAGAGACGCCAGUUUAACAAAGGCAUCGCUGCAUACAAGAAAGACUUCUUCACGGUGCAGAAACAGGUAUCCACAAAGACGGUGGCCCAGUGUGUGGAGUUUUACUACACCUAUAAGAAGCGUGUGAAGACUGGCCGCAAUGGUACGCUAACCUACGGUGAGACAGAGCCUUUGACCACAGAAGAGGAGAUGGACCGCAAGCAGGGCUCUCACAGACUGGAGCCACAGCGGGAGGAGGACAGCAGGAAAUGGGAAGGGUCAGCUGACAGGAAACCGGAUGUCUGCCCUACCAGGACGUCUCAUGCGCUGCCGUCCACAGAGAAUCCUGGGACCGUUCUGAUUAUGAAAGGCCAGGACGACACGGGGAGGGAGCAGUCGCUGUCCCGGGUUAUUCACCCCCCUCACCCGCCACCUCCCAGCUCCAAACAGCGCUACGAAAGCAACGCCCGCAAGACGACUCCUUCGACAGGCAACAAAGGCCCAGCUGGUCAGGAGGGGGAAUUUCCCUGCAAGAAAUGUGGCAGGAUUUUCUACAAAGUGAAGAGCCGCAGCGCUCACAUGAAGAGCCACGCCGAGCAAGAGAAGAAGGCUGCGGCUCUGCGGCAGAAGGAGGCUGAGGAGCGGGCGGCGGCUAAAGCAGCCGAGGCCGCUGCCAUCCUGGCUGCGCGGCAGCAGAACGGGACGCGACAGGUGGGCGGCGACAGCACCAAUGAUGACUCUUCAGACGCACAGGACGAGGACGACGAUGACUGGCAGUAAAUGGGAAGACCAUACACACCGAAUGCAACGGUAGCGAGGUUUGAUUACUGAACAGGAGAAGGACAGUUGAAAAGAAAUAAAGAAACUCUCCCCCCUGUGAA